UGCUGAAUCCCGUCUACUUGCAUUGCCAAGCUGUGAAAGUCCAAAACUAGGGAGUCAGACCCCGACUCAUCCUGGGACUGGCCCCGGCCGAUUCCCAACUGGUUUUGGCCUCAGUCCGGCGGGAAGCGGCGCUGUGCACCGGGCCACCCGCCCGGGGGGGCUCCCUGGCCGUGGCUGCCGGCCAGGCCCCCGGCACGCAGCAGCACCGAGGCGCUUGCACAGCGCAGGCUCAGGCCGGGCUGCGACUCUACCAGCCGUGGGCCCCGCCCCUGCACCGCGAGCCUCGGUCACGCGCCUAAGAAAUUUGACCCUCCUGCGCCGCCGUCGGGCAGCUCUACUGGUGUCUAUCACGGGGGGGGGCUGCACAGGAGUAGCUGCUAGGGGCGGGCGGAAGAGAGAGACCGAGAUCCCCCCGCACCGGACGGUGGCGCAGCCGAGUAACAUGGAGGGAACGCUGGAGCAGCACCUGGAGGACACAAUGAAGAAUCCUUCAAUAGUUGGAGUCCUUUGCACAGAUUCACAAGGCCUGAACCUUGGCUGUCGUGGAACCCUUUCAGAUGAACAUGCAGGUGUGAUAUCAGUUCUAGCCCAGCAGGCAGCCAAACUAACUUCAGAUCCUACUGAUGUUCCUGUUGUGUGUCUGGAGUCAGAUAAUGGGAACAUCAUGAUCCAGAAGCAUGACAGCAUCACUGUGGCAGUGCACAAAAUGGCAUCUUGACCUUUCAUACAUCUGCUUGGUUCUUUUCCACCCUUGGAGCAACUCCUUGUUGUUGGACUGAUCUAUUUCCUCUGCUGAUCAUAUCCAGAAAGUGCUUGCAGAACUAAUUUUGGGCCAAUCUUAAAUAUGUGGUAGCUUCCCUCCUUAUUUAAACUGGUACUGUACUUCAGUCAGAGUCUUUAACUUCCAGCAUAGCCCAGAACUUACUGUCAAGCAUGGACUGUGGUUUAACUUACCUUACUUGUGUAAUGAUCAAAUAUCCUAACCUGUGGCCUUACUUGUUGAAUUCAAUAAAUUAUCUGAGAUGAAAUACA
Molecule: messenger RNA, 1032 nt
Organism: Mauremys reevesii (Reeves's turtle)
Lineage: Eukaryota; Metazoa; Chordata; Testudines; Geoemydidae
Gene: LAMTOR5
Product: late endosomal/lysosomal adaptor, MAPK and MTOR activator 5
Exons: 4
Coding region: 443-718 (91 amino acids)
Biological process (GO): cellular response to amino acid stimulus; positive regulation of TORC1 signaling
Cellular component (GO): Ragulator complex; cytoplasm; lysosome
Molecular function (GO): guanyl-nucleotide exchange factor activity
Source: RefSeq, a predicted model, not a curated record